UGUGUGUGUGUGUGUGUGUGGGUGUAUGCAUGUUUGAGCGCUCACAGAUUCAGAGAGUGAGAGUCACAGAGCUGCUGCUGCUGAUGAAGAUGAAGGUGUGGGUGCUGCUCUUCGUUCUCUCCUCUGUCCUCUUUGUCUCCGCUGAUCUUCUACACGAGAGUACCCGAAUUAUUGGCUGUUCAGACCAUGAUGGAGAGGAUAUGUAUACACUGGAUGAUGAAGAGGCCUGGUAUGCUGACUUCAUCAACCACAGAGGAGUUGAUUCUCUUCCCGACUUUGUAAGUCAUCCAAGCUUUGAUGGACUGUAUGAUCUGGCUGUUAGUCAACAAGAGCUCUGCAAGUAUAACCUGGAAAAGAUGCGUCAGGGUAUGAAGGACAUCCCCACAGAACUCGAUGCUCCUUCCAGUCUGAUCAUCUACACUACACUAAAUGUGGAGCUCGGAGUCCAAAACACUCUGAUCUGUCAUGCGACUGGUUUCUAUCCCGCUCCCGUCAACGUCACCUGGACCAAGAACGAACAUCAGGUCACUGAAGGAACCACCAUCACUGUUCCCUUCCCCAACAAAGAUGGUUCCUUCAGACAGACGUCCAGACUGGACUUCAUUCCACAGCAGGGUGACAUCUACAGCUGCACCGUGGAACAUGUGGCCCUGACCCAACCAAUGACCAGGAUCUAUGAUGUUGAGAGUGCUGAGCCCAGUGUUGGACCUUCUGUGUUUUGUGGAUUGGGUCUGGCUAUUGGUCUGCUCGGAGUGGCUGCUGGAACCUUCUUCCUCAUCAAAGGAAAUGAGUGCAGCUGAUUGGCUGGAGCUGUUGUUUUAAUAAGUCAGGUUUAGUCUGUAAUUUGAUUACACAGAACCAGAAGUUGUACUAGUAAUGAAGGAAGACCCCAUUCUCUGAUAAACUGUUGCUUUUUAAUGAAUUUGUGUUUAUAAUAUAAGCGAAACAUCUGGAUAAAGACUUGUCACACAAAGCAGUGGCAGAUAUUCAGAAUGAUCUCAGACCUUUCAAUACACACGUAUAUGUUCAUGGGUACUUACUCUUCAAUUGUAGGGAACAUUUCUUUUCAGACUCUUCUUUUCUCACCAAUAAUAGCGUUGAAAAGUUGUAAUAAUCCUACAUAAUUUGUAGAAAGAAACAUUGUGCUGACACUUGAUCAUAAGAAAUGAGCACUUUCCCUUCAUUAGGAUGUUUCAGAUAUGAAAAAGUUUUGUUGUUUAAUGUGGCUUUUUUUUUUCCAUUAACAUGAUCAUCAAUGUCUGAAAGUGGAUAUUCAGAAGUCUGAACAUUUACUGAGGAAAAUUAAAAACAUUUAUUUCACGCUAAUUUAAUUUUCCCUUCUUAUUUGUCUGGUGUUGUGGAAACUAGUUUAAUGGUAUUUUUGUCUUGUUGAUCAGUUGCUCUUAUUAUGUUGCUUAUUGAGGAUGAGUCUCAUGUUUUUUUUUAAUGAUUAAACUGAAUCUGUCACAUUGA
Oreochromis aureus is the source of this 1473-nucleotide messenger RNA. Its product is annotated as H-2 class II histocompatibility antigen, A-U alpha chain-like. The transcript is spliced from 4 exons. Gene Ontology annotation, biological process: immune response; immunoglobulin production involved in immunoglobulin-mediated immune response; antigen processing and presentation of exogenous peptide antigen via MHC class II. Gene Ontology annotation, molecular function: MHC class II protein complex binding. NCBI's taxonomy places the organism in Eukaryota, Metazoa, Chordata, Actinopteri, Cichliformes, Cichlidae. Bases 30 to 800 code for a protein of 256 amino acids. Gene Ontology annotation, cellular component: MHC class II protein complex; membrane. The record is from RefSeq and is a predicted model, not a curated record.